This is a messenger RNA of Physella acuta, 1141 nucleotides long. RefSeq lists its product as uncharacterized. The record is from RefSeq and is a predicted model, not a curated record. NCBI's taxonomy places the organism in Eukaryota, Metazoa, Mollusca, Gastropoda, Physidae.
GGUAACAAUACGCUCGUUACCGAGACGACAGCGGAUCAUCUCCCUUGCAUGAGCUACUCUCAUGAUCAUCAUUGACUCAGCAUUUCGGGCAGGUAGGGCUACGAUAAGAUAAGACUUCGCAAAAAGCUUAUAAGUACAGUCCAGUAUCCGGAUAUCUUCGUCUUCAGCUUGGCCUAACUACCUCUUACGAAAUCAUGCCGACUCUACUCCUGGCACUACUAGCAGCCGCCACUUCCCUGGCGUCCGCCCAACUCAGCUUCCCCAAAUCGGAACUAGGCUUCAUCUACAAAGAUGGCCGACCCUGCGCUGACGUCAAACUCGCCGCCUACGUCGACCUGACCUGCCCCGACUCCCAAGCUUCGUUUGGCACUCUCCUCCAAGUGGCUGGAAACUUCACCCCCUUCGAGCUUCAACUCAAGCUCUAUCUCUUCUCCCUGCCCUACCACCGGAACAGCCACCUCAUCUCCAAGGCCACACGUUUCCUGAGCAGCUACUUCCAGUCGAUCAAGUCCAACGCCACGGCCUACGACUGGAUACAGCUGGUGUAUGACAACAUCGACUCGCUCACCACCACCGCAACGUUGAACAAAACGGAAGGGGAUGUUGUCAAUUUUCUAACGGCUCUGGCCCAGAAAUUGGCGCCGGUCACAGCAGACGCUUUCAGAAAAGGGGUGUAUGACUCCAGCAUCGACAGCGACACCAGACUGGAGUGGAAGUACGGCUGCACCCGAGGGGUGUACGGCACCCCCUUCUUCACCAUCAACGACGUCUUCACCACAGGCGACGCCGCAGGCUGGACGCCGCAGUACUGGGUCCAGCUCAUCAAGUCCCUGCUGCCUGCCAACUCCAUCACCAAACAGGCAUGCUAGACACGGCACAGCGGCCCCGUAGACCAACUGUCGCGGGCAUGUUUAUAUCAGCCAAUCAGUGACGUCUAGAUGUAGUGGUCAUCCUAUAGGAUAAAACAUUUCAUGUUAUAUUGUAAAGCGUUUUACUUCAAACUCUACUGAAGAGUUUUAUGGUAAGCAUGAAUGAUUGGUGAAAUUAAUUUACAACGACUAACACUAGCUCCAUACAACAUUUUGUAAAUAUAUUUAUUUGUUUGCAAAAAAAUAGAAUAAAAGGCAGUGUUUACGUGUUU